CCUGUACCAACAGCUUCCCUGUUUGCAACACACAUUUUAGUAGCAGAGCAUGUUGCCUGGUUCAGGAUUAGUUAUCCUGUGAUUGUGCUGCUUGCAGGUCGAGUACAGGGAGAUGGAUGAAAGUCUUGCAAACCUCUCUGAAGAUGAAUAUUACUCUGAGGAGGAAAGAAAUGCUAAAGCUGAGAAAGAAAAAAAGCUGCCGCCACCACCACCACCACCACCUCCAGAGGAAGAGAAUGAGAGUGAGCCAGAAGAGCCAUCUGGGCAAGCAGGAGGACUUCAAGACGACAAUUCUGGAGGGUUUGGAGACGGCCAAGCAUCAGGUGUGGAAGGGGCAGCUUUCCAGAGCAGACUUCCACAUGAUCGUAUGACAUCUCAAGAAGCUGCCUGUUUCCCAGACAUAAUCAGUGGCCCACAGCAGACUCAGAAGGUGUUUUUAUAUAUCAGAAACCGCACAUUACAGCUUUGGUUGGACAACCCAAAGAUUCAGCUGACAUUUGAAGCAACUCUCCAACAAUUAGAAGCACCUUAUAACAGUGACACCGUGCUAGUUCACAGAGUACACAGCUAUCUGGAGCGGCAUGGGCUGAUCAACUUCGGCAUCUACAAAAGGGUAAAGCCCCUUCCAACCAAGAAGACUGGAAAAGUGAUUAUUAUAGGAUCUGGAGUGUCUGGCUUGGCAGCUGCUCGGCAAUUGCAGAGUUUUGGGAUGGAUGUCACCGUUCUGGAAGCCAGGGAUCGUGUAGGAGGAAGAGUUGCUACAUUUCGCAAAGGCAAUUAUGUUGCUGAUCUAGGAGCCAUGGUGGUAACAGGUCUGGGAGGGAAUCCAAUGGCUGUGGUCAGCAAACAAGUGAACAUGGAACUGGCAAAGAUCAAACAAAAAUGUCCACUUUAUGAAGCUAAUGGACAAGCUGUUCCUAAAGAGAAAGAUGAAAUGGUGGAACAGGAGUUCAAUCGGUUACUUGAAGCCACCUCCUAUCUCAGUCAUCAGUUGGACUUCAAUGUUCUUAAUAACAAGCCUGUCUCCUUAGGUCAGGCUUUGGAGGUUGUCAUACAAUUGCAAGAGAAGCAUGUGAAGGAUGAACAGAUUGAACACUGGAAGAAAAUAGUAAAAACUCAGGAGGAGUUAAAAGAUCUUCUUAACAAGAUGGUGAAUUUAAAAGAAAAGAUUAGAGAGCUCCAUCAACAGUACAAGGAGGCAUCUGAAGUAAAACCACCUCGGGAUAUUACUGCGGAGUUCCUUGUGAAGAGCAAGCACAGAGAUCUGACUGCACUUUGCAAGGAGUAUGAUGAAUUAGCUGAAACGCAGGGCAAGCUGGAAGAGAAACUCCAAGAACUUGAGGCUAAUCCACCAAGUGACGUGUAUCUAUCCUCAAGGGACAGACAGAUACUUGACUGGCACUUUGCUAAUCUAGAAUUUGCUAAUGCGACCCCUCUGUCUACACUGUCACUGAAGCACUGGGACCAGGAUGAUGACUUUGAAUUCACAGGCAGUCAUUUGACUGUGAGGAAUGGAUAUUCUUGCGUGCCUGUAGCCUUAGCAGAAGGGUUGGACAUUAAGUUAAACACAGCAGUUCGACAGGUUCGCUACACAGCUUCAGGAUGUGAAGUGAUAGCUGUGAACACCCGCUCUACUAGUCAGACUUUUAUUUAUAAAUGUGAUGCUGUCCUGUGCACUCUUCCCUUGGGAGUGCUGAAACAACAGCCACCUGCUGUACAGUUUGUGCCUCCUCUUCCUGAGUGGAAAACGUCUGCAGUGCAGAGGAUGGGAUUUGGCAACCUGAACAAGGUGGUGUUGUGUUUUGACCGUGUCUUCUGGGAUCCAAGUGUCAAUUUGUUUGGACAUGUUGGCAGCACUACUGCCAGCAGAGGAGAACUUUUCCUUUUCUGGAAUCUCUACAAAGCUCCCAUUCUUUUAGCAUUAGUGGCUGGAGAAGCAGCUGGAAUCAUGGAAAACAUCAGUGAUGAUGUCAUUGUUGGGCGCUGUCUGGCAAUUCUAAAAGGCAUAUUUGGCAGUAGUGCUGUCCCACAGCCCAAAGAGACUGUGGUGUCCCGCUGGCGUGCUGACCCAUGGGCCCGAGGGUCCUAUUCCUAUGUAGCAGCUGGAUCUUCUGGAAAUGAUUAUGAUUUGAUGGCUCAGCCAAUUACUCCUGGUCCAGCCAUUCCAGGUGCUCCCCAGCCAAUUCCUCGCCUGUUCUUUGCAGGAGAACACACCAUUCGUAACUACCCUGCAACUGUCCAUGGCGCUCUUCUGAGUGGACUGAGAGAGGCAGGUCGCAUUGCAGACCAGUUUCUUGGGGCAAUGUAUACUUUGCCUCGUCAAGCUACACCUGGGGUGCCCACACAACAGGCUGCUAGCAUGUAAGGAAGAUUGCAAGCUGCCAGGAUAAGAGAACAAUGAGAUCAUAGGUGCGUUUGUGGUGGUGUUGUUUCUGGGACCAAGAUAUCUUUGUAGUCUGUAGCAGUAGACACUGAAAGGACUGAGCCAGAAGCCACUUUAAGGGCAUCACCUUUCCCCUUCCCUCCUCAUGGCCCACUUAGAAGAGGCACCUAUUCUCUUCACUUUUUCACAGAUCCCCUUCUCCCUUUUUGCCCCAGUGCUUAUGUCUACAGAGCCUCUUACUGCCAAGCCAGUCAGGAAUUCUUGUGACUGCAAAUCCAUUUGGAAAUUAGGUCCUGGGUCUGUGUAGUUAUUUCUUUUAGCACAAAAGGAACUUACCCAUGUGUUCCCAGGUCAAGAAUUGCAGAAAAGGUUUAGACUCUCAAGCAGCCAGUUACUCUCUGUAACAACCGAUGUAGAAUUUGUCUUUAUGUGGAUUUUUUUUGUGUAUUUUGUUUUGGAAAAAAAAUAUUUUUGAUCAA
Molecule: messenger RNA, 2862 nt
Organism: Gavialis gangeticus (Gharial)
Lineage: Eukaryota; Metazoa; Chordata; Crocodylia; Gavialidae
Gene: KDM1A
Product: lysine demethylase 1A
Exons: 19
Coding region: 113-2365 (750 amino acids)
Biological process (GO): regulation of DNA-templated transcription
Cellular component (GO): nucleus
Molecular function (GO): flavin adenine dinucleotide binding; oxidoreductase activity; protein binding
Source: RefSeq, a predicted model, not a curated record